Molecule: messenger RNA, 1141 nt
Organism: Hyla sarda
Lineage: Eukaryota; Metazoa; Chordata; Amphibia; Anura; Hylidae
Gene: TRPT1
Product: tRNA phosphotransferase 1
Exons: 9
Coding region: 247-906 (219 amino acids)
Biological process (GO): tRNA splicing, via endonucleolytic cleavage and ligation
Molecular function (GO): tRNA 2'-phosphotransferase activity
Source: RefSeq, a predicted model, not a curated record
UAGGAGGGACUUUAGGCACAAGAAGGAUUGGGAGUGGUGUGAGGGAGGGGGGACGGUGUUUCAUUUGACGGGGACAGAGUUGUGUCUUAUGACAGAUUAUGUCCUAAAAUGGACACCGUACAAGUGAAAGCUGCCGCCCCGUAUGGGUGUAUAUGUUCCCCCCCUGUCAUAUGAAACUACAUUUCCCAACAUGCACUCUGUUAGGUCGUGUUGCCAGGAAGCAGCUAGAGCCGGAAAUUGAAAACUAUGGAAGGAUCACACUCCAGUCACAGAAGAAAAGGAAGAAGGAACCAGGACCCUGAUGUGCAGUUAUCAAAGCUUUUAUCUUAUGCCCUGCGCCAUGGAGCCAAUGAACUUGGUUUACCCAUGGGGCCAGAUGGCUUUGUUCCUGUUUCCUUCCUGCUCUCCCUGCAUCAGUUUCGCUCCUUUUCUCAGAGUGACAUUGAACGUGUAGUCAGCUGUAAUGAUAAGCAGCGGUUUACCAUAAGAACCUCUGAACACGAGGGAAUACUGGAAAUCCGAGCAAACCAAGGACAUUCAAUAAAGGUGGAAGUUGAACUCACGCCGUUAGGAGCAGAUCUUCCUCCACAAGCCAUACACGGGACAUAUCUCCAUCACUGGCCUUCAAUUCUCCGCUGUGGCCUUUCUCGUAUGAAGAGAACACAUAUCCACCUUUCUACUCAGCUUCCAGGAGAAGGAGAGGGUGUGAUCAGUGGCAUGCGUAGGGACUGUGAAGUAGCAAUAUUUAUAGACCUUCCAAAAGCCAUAUCAGAUCAAAUCCCAUUCUUCUGGUCUGCUAACCAUGUCCUCCUCACACCUGGGAAUGCAGAUGGUGUCCUCCUACCUAAAUAUUUUCUAAAGGUUCUACAGCUCAGACCUCACAGAAAACUGCUUGACCAUGAAUGACAGACCCAAAAAAGUUUUUAACAGUUUGUAAGAUGUGGAUUUUGUCAUUUUAUCAUGAUCUCUAUGAGAUCUGUAGAACCACGGAUAUUGUGUGAAACAGCUGUAAUCUGAUUGCAGUAAAGAGAAGCACUGAGCAAAGCAGCCGCGGACAUUUGCAUGAGAGCUCUUUACUGAAGAAAUCAUUUUUUUCUUCUACUUUCGUUUGAAAUAAAGAAUUGGAAGAAUGUAGUGAGUU